UAUCGCUGAACAACAGAAGAUGACGAAAGCAGAAAUGGAACAAAAGAUAUCGAGAAUCUUGAAACUAAUGAAGAACAAAGAUCAUGGAAAAAAUAGAGGAAUGUCAAGGGAUUCGAAGAAAGAAACCGAAGUUAUUGGACUCGUUGAAGAUCUAUACAAAAAUUAUCAGUCGAUUUAUGAACAGUACGGUCAUCUUCGAGAUGAAGCCGAAAGAAUCGUUAAAUCCAGAAAAGGAAAAGAGAAGGACGACGAACAUGUCUCUUCUUCAUCUUCAAGCUCUAGUUCUGAUUCCGAGUUGGAAUACUUUUCGUCGGAGGAGAUAAGCAAUAGUUGUGUUCAUUCUUUACGGGAUGAACAGUCGAGCAUAUUGCAUGCUCAAAUCCAAGCUGAUGAACUAGAAAAACAAAUUGAACAAAAGAAUGAAGCGUUGGCUAAAGUUGAUUCUCUGCAUUGGGAACUAGAUAGCGUACUAAACCAGAAACGCGAAAUGGAAAACAGACAAAAUCAAGAGAUAUGCGAGAAUAUGAUUUUGAUAGGAAAUUUGAAAGAAGAAUUGACGGAAAAAAUUGGAGUUGUACAGAAGACACUGGAUGAGAAAGAGAGAGUUCUUGCACGGAUUAAGGAUAUGGAAACAGAAAUAGACACAAUGCAUUACCGGAGAAGGGAAAUAGAAGAACAGAACAUUCGGAUUAGAUCGGAAAAUCAGUGGCUCAGCACAAGGAAUUCCGAGCUGGAGUUGGCAUUGACAAGUAAAGAGACGGAAGCUUCUUCUCAGACGAUCGCCUUAAUGGAGCAAGUCAAGAAUCUGAAGCAAAAAAUGGAUGCAUCUCAAGCUGAGAGAAUAAAAUUAGGGCAAGAUAUGGAGCAAUGUAAACAAGAAUUUUCUCACAAAUUAUCUGAAAUGGAGGCUGAAAACAACAAAUUGAAAAUCAAAAUCAUCGAUCAAGAAAGCAUCCUAAAGGAAAAGGACAAAACCAUUACUGCAUUAAACGAGAAAAACAAGCAAGCGAAGAGCUGCUUUCCAGACGUGGCUUCGAGCAUGAUAGGCGCAGAGAGGAAGAUGGAAGAUUUAGCAGAAGAGCUUCGCAACAGCUUGGAAGAUAAAAUCCGUCUAUUAUCGCAGAGGAUCCUCGUCGCAGAGCAACUACACAACGAAAGCAAGGAAAACUUAAGAGCGAGAAACAAAAGAUACGAACAAGAGAAAAGACAAUUCGAACAAAAAAUCGGAAAUCACGAAGCGGAAUUGAUGAAACUCGGCAACAUGAACGAAUUCGAAAUGGAUAGAAUGACCAGAAAAAUCGAAGAAGAGAGCACCAAGCUUCUAAACCACAUAUUAAAAAUCACAAAGGAGCUCACCUUCGCAAAAUACUGGGUUAGAACGAGAAACAACGAGCUAAAACAACUGAAAACAAAUUUAACUCGAUUCGUAGCACAAAUGGAAGAAAAAGAAGAACAGGAGUUCAUGCUAAGAGAAAAGGUAUGGAACCUAGAAGCGAAAUUAAGUAAAGAAGGAGGGGAGAAACUGAACCUGAUCAGAAGCCUUAGCCAACUGGAGAAGAAAAUGACGAAAAUGGUGAACCUAGUAAAGGAGAAAGAUGAAGAAGUGUUCCGACUUGCAGAAGAGAAGAGAGAAGUGAUUCGACAGCUCUGUGCCGUGAUUGAUCACCAUCGUAGCCGGUACGAUCUUCUCAAAGACGCCAUGAUCGGGAAGAAUGUCAGAAACAUAAAAAUGAUUUGA
Molecule: messenger RNA, 1738 nt
Organism: Cucurbita maxima (winter squash)
Lineage: Eukaryota; Viridiplantae; Streptophyta; Magnoliopsida; Cucurbitales; Cucurbitaceae
Product: COP1-interactive protein 1-like
Exons: 2
Coding region: 20-1738 (572 amino acids)
Molecular function (GO): actin binding
Source: RefSeq, a predicted model, not a curated record